UUAUGAGUUAUCUUUUUCUGUUGUUUGGACUGUCAUUUAGUGGUCUAUUAUGUCAAUGUAUGGGCUGCCGGUGCGGACCAUUAAGUGUAGCCCAAUAUUAUUGUAACUCUGAUUUUGCAAUUCAGAUAACGAUUACCAGUGAAAGACACGACACUGAAGAUGAGCUCAACUCGUGGUAUGACAUGGAAGUGGUUAACGUAUACAAGACUAGCGACCAAUUAAGCAAAGCCAUGAAAUCGGGACGCAUUUGGACGACUCGUACUUCGGAAUUAUGCGGACGAGUCUUCAAAAUGGACUCCAAUUAUGUAAUUACCGGCUAUUAUGACAACCAAAAUGAUCGGCUCCGGACACAUACAUGUACUUAUGGACGCAUUUAUUUGGACUUAAAUAAAGUCGACAAAAGAUUUUAUGAUCAAAAUUAUAAAACUAUUGACUGCUCCAAACUUAUCAAUUAA
Oppia nitens is the source of this 455-nucleotide messenger RNA. RefSeq lists its product as uncharacterized. Gene Ontology annotation, cellular component: extracellular matrix. Gene Ontology annotation, molecular function: metalloendopeptidase inhibitor activity; protease binding. Lineage: Eukaryota; Metazoa; Arthropoda; Arachnida; Sarcoptiformes; Oppiidae. The transcript has a single exon. Gene Ontology annotation, biological process: negative regulation of endopeptidase activity; negative regulation of membrane protein ectodomain proteolysis. The record is from RefSeq and is a predicted model, not a curated record. Bases 3 to 455 code for a protein of 150 amino acids.